AGCGAAAAGAACAGGUUCUUAUCAUUAUGCCGCGUAAAACCAUCGAAUAUAACACGAAUUAUUGCCGGUGCCGCUCAUAUCGUAUAGUUUCUCGGAGUGUAAUAUUUCCAAAAAAAUGUAUCCCGAAUCAAUUAUUCACUAUCUACAUACAUAGAUUCAACUGCUGACGCGUUAUUGCGAUAUUUCGUUGAAACAUUUUCCAUCAUGCUUGAAGAUGCUCACACAAACUGUACCUAUGGUAAUUAUUACUGUGAUUACGUUUUCGUUAAUUAUCAAACAAAUACAUUGCGAAUCUGAUUACGACUAUGAAGGAAACGAGACCGAAAUCGAAAACGACUUCGUCUGUGAGAAGGUUAUCACCGAUAUUGGUAGUUGUAUGGCCGGCAGAUGCUCGACUGAUAACGUUGCAAUGCUUAAAAAAUGUAAUUCUUUCUACGAUGGUGCCGAAGAUAUCAAACGAAAAUGUGAAGAUUGGCCUACAGAUGAAGAUCAAUUGCAGAAUACUUUCCUAACAUUACCGGCUAUAGGUGCAGGAUAUAAUAUUGUGUAUUGGAAUAUGUAUUGCGCCUUAUGCAAUUACCAUUACAUCUUGGAAUUUGGGACUCCGAUAUCGUAUUACACUAUUAUAGAGCAAUGCCAACUGGCUAAAUAUUAUAAUUUCAACUCCGCAGAGUACAGGUCAUUUAUGGGAAUGAGUGAACAUACAAACACAACUUGUAACUUCAAAAUACCCAGAGUCAUUCGGAAGAGUUCGUUAAAACCAAAAAAUUACUGCAACCAAACAUCAGAUAGCAGUGACGAGUUACUUGAUCCUGUCCAUCACAAAUACUGCAAUACUGAUCCAUCGACGUUCUGUCCAAAAUUACCAUUCAGAAAUGAUUUAUUAUGUUCAUAUGGAAGUGACCGCACCAAGCUUUGCACAACGGAUUGGUUUAUUCUCGAAAGAAUGAACUUUGCAUACGGCGAAUAUGGUAACGUUUUUGUGCCAUCGUUAUCGAUGUUAUAUCCUGAAUACUCGAGUAGCCAGUAUACUAAUCAGACAGGAACUAAAGGAUUACUUUACAUUUGUGGAGAAGAAGAAAAAUAUGGGUAUCCUCUGAAACUUAUCGGUAUAGUAUCCUACAUCAUUUCGAUGGUAUUCCUCAUACUAUGCGUAAUAAUCAAUUCGAAUAAACAAAGUCUGCAGAACCUACCCAACAGAACAUUGUAUUCGUUUUGUAUUUCACAAUUGAUAUAUUCGUUCUUUCGUUUGAAUAAUGAGUUUCCAAUGAUUGAUGGAACAUGUAUCAUUAUCAAUGUCAUGUUUAUGUUUGCUGACGUGAGCACUUCGUCGUGGGCUGUGGUAAUAUUUUUUGAAUACACUUGUCUUAUUUAUUGUUUGAUUCGAAGUCGAAGGAUAUCUACCAAAGUUCAAAUGAAAAAAUACUUAGCCUAUUGUACAGUGUGUUGGGUUUUACCAACAAUUUUAACUAUGGUUGCGAUGUUCUCUAUUUUCACAAAUGGCGAAAAGUCACCAUCGUCUUGCCCGAAAAUCAAACAUUAUUCGCUCAUUUUUUGCGGAUAUCAAGUGCAAUCAAACCAAUAUACGGAACUUUUAUAUCAAAUCAAUGAUAAACUGGAAAAAUUUAGUGCUGUGGUUUUCACAUUAGGUUUAGUUGCUGUACCGUUGGCUAUGAUUUACCUACGAAAACAGAAUACUACCACAUCCACGAGUAACCGAAAUUACUUUAUUAUUUAUGUAAAAAUUAUGCUCGCUAUGUCCGCUCAUUUUGUGUUUCAUAUGAUUAUGCUGAUUGUAUCUUCUGAUGAGGGAAAGCAAACAUCAUUCGAGGUAUUCGAAAUGUUCGAUGGUUUCCUCGGUGUUUUGAUUUUUUUCCUUUUUUAUUUUAAAAAAUCCAUGUUGAAUAAUGUAUUAAUGAUGCUAAAAUUAAGGAAAUCUUCCGCUGACAAUGUUGAAAUGAAGGGCGUAACAAAUUAAUCAGGUCUCAAUUUGACCAAAAAAAACACGUCCACUCGCGUAUUAAUCUGUCCAAAGCAAUUUCAUGAUUGAUUAUUAUUGUUCUACACGCCAAUACGAAGAAAUCUAGCCCAGAUUCCAAUUUUUCCGCCUCCCCUUUUGCGAGGGUCCACCCGCUAGCUUGCAGUUGAUACCAUAUAUUUUCAACCUUUCGAGUAGCACGACAAUCAAUUCUUUAUUACAAAAAAUGCUGUUUUGUAGCGAGGAGAAAAUCUAGUAGUAGAAUGAAAUGGCAACAGGGAGGUGAGUCCUAUAUGAAAUCGAGGGGGAGGAGAGGAAAUUGGCUGUGAUACGGGCCUUUCGAAGAGAAAUUCAAUUCUAAACACUUUUUGUUAUUAUACUUUUUAAUGUUUCUCUGAAAAUUUUGGCAGAAAAUGAAAAAAAACUGAUUUUGAGAACGUUUAUUUGAACUUUCAAAGCUCAACGGUUGUUCCAAACAAAAAUUUACGAUGAUCACGUUGCGUUGUAAAGGAGGAACAAUUUUCAUUUGAACUUUUUUUUCGUACAAUUAAUAGGUUAAGAGAUAGACGUAUUUUCAUGGUGGGGGUGGAUCCUCGGAAAAAGCGGAGGGGGAAAAUGGUUAUUGAGAUGAAUCUCUUUGUAUUGGCGAGUAGAACAAUAAUCAAUCAUGAAACUGCUUUCGAGAGAAUUAGCGAGCGGAUGACCAAUUGAGACCUGACUCAAUACAUAUUGAAUAAAUUAUGUUUUUUAUCAGA
Planococcus citri (citrus mealybug) is the source of this 2733-nucleotide messenger RNA. RefSeq lists its product as uncharacterized. The transcript has 2 exons. Gene Ontology annotation, cellular component: membrane. Gene Ontology annotation, biological process: cell surface receptor signaling pathway. Gene Ontology annotation, molecular function: transmembrane signaling receptor activity. The record is from RefSeq and is a predicted model, not a curated record. The coding region runs from base 215 to 1978 and encodes 587 amino acids. Lineage: Eukaryota; Metazoa; Arthropoda; Insecta; Hemiptera; Pseudococcidae.